AUGUCUGCAGUUCGAAGUACAAGUCGAGCCUUUGCAGGUAUUCGCAGAACCACAGCUCAAUCUCUACGAAGAGAGUUUGCGACGGUAGCUGAUAGCCCCAUUCGAUUUGCUUGCAGACCCCCCGCAUCGCCCGCCUUAUUAUGUCCUUUCUCCAUAUCAGGAUCGCGACCUAGUACGAAGCAAAUGUGUGAAAUCAGACAAAACACAAGAUCUACAGCUGCUCGUCGAAAGUUCUCUGCAACUUCAAAAGCUUUGCAUGGUCAUAUAACCCCUCCAAAGCCCGGGGAAGAGUUACAUGUUACUUUUUUCGAUAAGGAGGGAGAUGAACACACAUUCAAAGUCUCAGCAGGAGACAAUCUCUUGGAUAUAGCACAGGCCAAUGAUUUGGAGAUGGAAGGCGCUUGUGGAGGAUCUUGCUCAUGCUCAACAUGUCAUGUUAUAGUCGAAGAUGAGGAAUUCUAUAACAAAAUGGCCGAGCCGGACGAUGAUGAGAACGACAUGUUGGACUUAGCCUUCGGAUUAAGAGAGACAUCAAGAUUGGGUUGUCAAAUUGUGAUGUCAAAAGAAUUAGAUGGAUUGCGCGUAAGGCUUCCUUCUAUGACACGGAAUCUUCAGGCUAGCGAUUUUAAGAGUUGA
Messenger RNA from Sclerotinia sclerotiorum 1980 UF-70, 636 nucleotides. RefSeq lists its product as hypothetical. Gene Ontology annotation, cellular component: mitochondrion. The record is from RefSeq and is a predicted model, not a curated record. Gene Ontology annotation, molecular function: 2 iron, 2 sulfur cluster binding. Gene Ontology annotation, biological process: positive regulation of oxidoreductase activity; P450-containing electron transport chain. NCBI's taxonomy places the organism in Eukaryota, Fungi, Ascomycota, Leotiomycetes, Helotiales, Sclerotiniaceae. The transcript is spliced from 3 exons. The coding region runs from base 1 to 636 and encodes 211 amino acids.